GCUGACGGCGUCAACUUCCGGUUUCCUUGUUGUCUGUUUUCUGUUGAUGCGGCGGAUCGUUCAACGGUGACCGGGAAAGAUGGAGCGCUACGGGUCGGACGCGGACGACACGCCGCUGCUUCACCGCCGAAACGAAGACAAAGUCCAGAGAGCCCCGGCAUGCUGCUCGUCCCGCUAUGGCCUGGCGCUGCUCUCCUCCUUCGGCUUCUUCGUGGUUUACUCCCUGCGGGUGAACCUCAGCGUGGCCAUGGUGGACAUGCUCAACACCACCCGCCCGUCCAGCUCCAACCACAGCGGCUCCGUGUGUCCGGCUCACGCCAACCCGCCGCGGCCCAAACACAACCACACGGCCAGCGUGUACGACUGGGACUCGGCGACUCAGGGAUGGAUCCUGGGCUCCUUCUUCUACGGCUACAUCCUCACGCAGAUACCUGGCGGCUACCUGGCCGGCCGCUACGGCCCCAAGUGGCUGAUGGGCUUCGGGAUCCUGGGGACCGUCGUCUUCACGCUGAUCACCCCCCUGGCGGCCGACCUGGGGGCCGGGUACCUCAUCGCCGUCCGGGUGCUGGAAGGGAUCGGAGAGGGCGUGACCUUUCCCUCCAUGUACACCAUGUGGGCGGCCUGGGCUCCUCCGCUGGAGAGGAGCCGACUGCUCACCAUCUCCUACAUUGGAGCUCAGCUCGGGACGGUGAUCUCGCUCCCGCUGUCCGGUGAGAUCUGCUUCUACCUGGACUGGACCUACGUCUUCUACAUAUUCGGUGUCUUCGGCCUGGUCUGGUUCGUCUUGUGGUCUUUCCUCGUCUUCGACAGUCCGAAUACUCACCCGCGGAUUUCAGAGCAGGAGCGACUCUACAUCACCAGCUCGCUGAGGAACGAGCUGUCCACCUCAGCAGGCCACAUCCCCUGGCGAGCCAUAGCCACGUCCAUGCCGCUGUGGGCCAUCGUGGUCGCUCACUUCUCCUACAACUGGACCUUCUACACGCUGCUCACCCUGCUGCCCACCUACAUGAACGACGUGCUGGGAUUCAGCAUCCAGCAGAACGGUUUGCUGUCGGCUCUUCCGUACGUCGGCUGCGCCGUGUUGGCGGUUCUGAGCGGUCAGCUGGCCGACUUCCUGCGAGAGACGUGCCUCUACCGCACGGUGACGGUCAGGAAGUCCUUCUCCCUCGCCGGCAUGCUGGGGCCCGCCGUGUUCCUGGUGGCGGCGGGGUACACGGGCUGCAACUACUCGCUGGCGGUGACCUUCCUCACCAUCUCCUCGGCUCUGGGCGGAAUCUCGGCCUCCGGCUUCAACAUCAACCACCUGGACAUCGCGCCUUCGUACGCUGGCAUCCUGCUGGGAAUCACCAACACCUUUGCUACCAUCCCCGGCAUGGUGGGGCCGGUCAUCGCCCGAGCCCUCACCCAACAGAACACCAUGGAGGAGUGGCAGAGCGUCUUCUACAUCGCCGCCGCCAUCAACGCUUUCGGGGCGGCGUUCUACGCCCUGUUCGGCCGAGGGAGCGUGCAGCCGUGGGCCGUCCACAGCAGCUACCCACACGGAGACUGAGGCGGGCUCUCAUGUGCUCCACAUGUGCUCCAGAUGUGCUGCUGGUUGGCAGUGACGGCCAUCGAGGAACUUCCUUUUGGACCAAGCUUUUAUUGUUUUGUAGCAGAUUGAAUAUUUAAGGAGCAAAAAUGAAGCCUAGUCGACAGACUCCAUUAUUUCUGCCUCCAGGUCAGGUGAUGAAGAGAUGCUCCUCAGUGGACUCUCCUGAGCCGUUGCCAUAGUAACAGUCCAAACGGUGACUCUUCAGGAUGUUUGGGGGAAAUGCCUUAAAGGGAAACUUCUUUAAAAUGAUGUUCAAGCUCGUUUAAUUCUGUUUUAAUGUGCACAACAAUUUGUAUCGUGACAUCUUUGUACGUUUUAUUUUACCUUCAACACUAAAGCUGUUGAACUUCCUCAGGUGUCUGUGACGAGGAUUUAAAGGGAUGUUUACCUUCUUUAUUUUUCAAGCCAUUCCUUUUCUUUCCAUAAUGUGUCUUUAUACAUAAUGACUACAGAAGGGAAACAUUUAGUUGUAACUUUGUCAAGCAGUUAAUCUUCAUCCUACAGGUUUAUUGUAUUAUAUGAAGUACACAAAGGGACUUUUGACUUGUAUACUCAGAAACAUGAUUUAUUGUAUAUGCUUAAA
This is a messenger RNA of Pungitius pungitius (ninespine stickleback), 2174 nucleotides long. It is a transcript of the gene slc17a5, whose product is annotated as solute carrier family 17 member 5. The transcript has 11 exons. Gene Ontology annotation, biological process: transmembrane transport; monoatomic anion transport. NCBI's taxonomy places the organism in Eukaryota, Metazoa, Chordata, Actinopteri, Perciformes, Gasterosteidae. Gene Ontology annotation, molecular function: transmembrane transporter activity. The record is from RefSeq and is a predicted model, not a curated record. Bases 80 to 1549 code for a protein of 489 amino acids. Gene Ontology annotation, cellular component: membrane.